[Candida] anglica is the source of this 2010-nucleotide messenger RNA. NCBI's taxonomy places the organism in Eukaryota, Fungi, Ascomycota, Pichiomycetes, Serinales, Debaryomycetaceae. The record is from the annotation of a GenBank genome assembly.
AUGCUUCCAAUAUUAUUGCUUAUCAUGCUCUGUGAGCCAGCGUUAGCCACUUGGAAUACCUUGUACUCACUCGAAGCUGGCCAAGCAUUUCUCCAUCUUUCAAAUAAUGACCUUGUUCUGUUAAACUUUAGUCUAACGGGGAAGGAUCUCACCCUAGUAGACAAUCAAAAAAUCGGGAAGCUUGCCACCCCACCUACUGAUUCCACGUUAUUUGUGUUUGGAACCGAUCUUUAUGCAUUCAGCGGUGACACUGAUGCUAAGUCGGAUAAGGUUCAGAACUUGUGCCCCACUGGAGGAACUCUCAGCUUAUCCAAAUAUGAUACAGGCGCUAAUCUGUGGGACAAUAUUCCCUUGGAUUAUGGGAACAUUCAAGAUGCGACGUUCUAUCUGGGUGCCACCUACUUGUCACCAGUGGACACCACCACCAACGAUGACAUAUACAUCUAUGGAGGAAUCUGUAGCAGCUCUGGAGCUGUUACUAGCAGACUUCUUUCAUUCAACCCAAAGACAAAUGAAUUUGCCAAUAUUACCACCUCCACUAAACCACAGCCAUUUUAUGGAGCUACCAAUCUUUUUGCACCAAACCCGCAAACUCAAUUGGUAAUAGGUGGGAAAAGUAGUAAUGGUUGGCUCAACAUGUUCCAAUUGGCCACUUGGGCAUUCAAUUCCGGGUGGUCAUUCGAACAAUUACCAUCGACGUCGUCCACGGUCAAUUCAAGGAAAUAUGCGCUUGCCCUACCAGUUUUUCAACCACUUGCCAAUUCAUCCAUUUCCACCAUCAUGAACUAUUACUCGACUCAAUCGGUAUUGCUUGUUGGUGGAGAUCUGUCUAAGGAAAACACCCCAUUCAUCCAGAAAUUAUCGAUGGAUUCCAACGAUUGGCAUUGGAGUGAUGUGAAUUCCAAUUUCACUCAAGAUGAUAUUCUUGGAGCUGCCACUAUUUUCAAUACCUUGAUUGUAGUAAACUCCACAAAAUCUUCUGAUGAUCAAUAUGUAAUAAAUUUAUUCGAUUCUGAUAGUUUACAAACAGUACAGAGUUUACAGAAGAACACCAAUAAUCUAUUGGAAAAACUAUCUCCUUCACUGAGUUCAACGGCAUCUUCAUCAUUAAGUGUACUGCAAAAGGCAAUCGUAGGAACUAUAGUCCCACUUGCAGCACUUGCAAUUAUUGCCGCAGCUGUGGUUACAUUUAUUUUAAAGAAACGUAAACGUGAUUCCCAACAAGAACCAGAUGACUUCGAUUACCAAAUUGGAAAUUACUACGAUCAAAGUACCAUGGGAAGUAGAGGUGGACUUAGGUUGCCCACAAACAUGCCUAAUGAUACGAACUCUACAUUGGAUGCCAAAUCAAUGGAUCUGUGGGUUAGAAAGAGAGAAGAUUUUGAGAAGGCUAGACAAUCUGGAUACUUAGAAUCCACCGACACUCUUACUGAUGCCGCUAGUGAACACACGAGGGUCACCGAUCCAUUCAAUGACGAGAACGUGGAGAGACGUGGAAUGGUUCCAGAUGAUGAUGAACAUGAAAGCUCAACGAAUUACCUGCUGGUACAAGCACUGCCAGUCCGUGGUCGGGGAGGAAUUUUGCCUACAUCACCACAAGCUGCAGUGUUACCACCACCAGGACUCCCACGAAUGGAAUCUCUUAAUCAACGAGUUAGAAAGACCUUGUCAUUCAGUUCUACAAUUGGCACUGGGAAUGGCAAUGGGAACGGUCUGUAUGGUCUGCUCAACAAGAAAAAUUCUACUAGAACGGUACGGACUUCACCAUCACUCUUUGAUGACGAAUUUGCAUAUGAUUCCAAGUCAGAAAAUGAAGAUGAUUCUGAUAAUGCGUCAGUGGAUGAUAGAAUGGAUGUACAAGUGUUGGUAAGUUCGAAAAGAAGAUCAGUGCUCCGAGUCGUGAACCCGGAUUUGGAAACUAUUCCUGACGGAGAAGAGGAGUCAAUACACGAGUUAAGACAAAGGGUGCCCUCAGGACCAGUUAGAGAUGAAUCAAAGGAUGUAAUAUAA